AGGAGAUGCCGUCCCGACUUCGCUGCUCGACGUGUACGCAGGAUGAUAUCGCUGUCGGCAACAUGAUGAAAACAGAAGGAGCCUGCGUUGUUUUUUCAAGGUCCGUGCACGGCUUGCUACUUUUACACAAGCAUAAUUUUGUGCCUCAGGCGCUGUUGGUAUCAACAUCAAGAAAGAUUCUAGUAUUGCAUAAUUAGUUUCAAAGUCGUACGUAAAAAGGAUCUAUGUAGGUUCUUCUAAUACUUACAUACUGAUUUCUCUCACGCAAUUCCUUCCAUAAUGAUCAUGUUGCUCGUCAACUUCGAAAAAAAAUAUUAAUUAUUUGUCAAUGAAUACUUGAAGAAAGCUCGUCUUUCUUGCAUGUACAGCUACAUACAUAGUAAACCUAAACGCUUUGGUCACAGCGGAAAAAGGGUACUUUUUGCUACCCGCCGAAGAACGUGCAGCAGGAGGACAAUGCGGAUAGUUUUAGUGAACAAGAACAGGAGUUGGAGCUGCAACGUGCACGCUUUUGCUUAGAGCGUCGUCUAAAAGAAGUGCAAAAACGCAUUACUAUAAAUUUUCCAGCACGAGCACCCGUGUUCGGAGACACGACCUCAAACAACUAAGAUCACAUAUCUCGACGUUUUCUUUUACACCGACGAGAAAGAGAAGCUUUCAACAAAGAGCUAACAAAACAAGCGGAAAACUUCUUUUGCACUUCAAGAACUUCUCCGUACAUUAAUCAUGAAACUAGAAAAACUUUCCAUUCAAAAACUCAACAGCUACUACGCAAAGUCGUCGUGUCGAAAGUGCUACCUUUUAGACUCCAGACCCCUCGCUUCCAUUGUUGCUGCUACGAUAUGCACUAAAAAAAUCUGAUGUGGUCUCUCCAAUAAAAUUUGACGGUAAAAUUUUUCCUAGAGUCGCAUGACGUUGAUGCCUAAUCUAAAUCUACUUAUGCAGAUUCAUUGUUAUAGCGAAGAAGUCGCAUUUUCAGGCAGAUUGUAGCUAGCGUAAAAUUACAAGUCAGCGUGUAAACUGAAAUUUUGUUAAUAGUGUAAGUCAUCAUGCUCCUGAAAUUCAACACGCACAUUUUUGAUAUUUCCAAUCGAACAGGGACGUAAGCGUAUGGGCCUGUGUACAUCGUUCGUGAAAUUGCUUAGCCGAGCCACUGCGUGCCUUCGGUAACCAAGUAUGCUGUCUAUCGGACUCGCCUUUGAUGCCUGUGCCUGCGGUCUGCGGUAAAUAGCAAGAACGAGGUGGAGCGCCAGCGGAUGCAGUGCGGUCAUGAAGUUCCUCGUGUAAACAAAACACACGAGUUUUUCAGACGAGAACGACUAUGAAAGAACCCUCUCCCCUCAUGAGAUUUCGUCACCUUCCCCUUCCCAUUCCUAACCAACUGAAUGUGAAUGUGUUUUUCGAACAAAUUGCUGGAUAUUUCGAACGCAAAGAUCACCAUGAUGAAAAUGAAGUAGAAUCCACU
This is a messenger RNA of Amoebophrya sp. A25, 1465 nucleotides long. Lineage: Eukaryota; Dinophyceae; Syndiniales; Amoebophryaceae. The record is from the annotation of a GenBank genome assembly.